Messenger RNA from Psylliodes chrysocephalus, 836 nucleotides. The record is from the annotation of a GenBank genome assembly. NCBI's taxonomy places the organism in Eukaryota, Metazoa, Arthropoda, Insecta, Coleoptera, Chrysomelidae.
UGUUUUCUGUUUCUUUUCGAAAUGUUUAUUAUUACUUGUCAAUAUUGACAAAUUAAAAACUUACUUGAAUAAUUAUGAAGAAACUAUUUUAUUAAACUUGAUAUCACAACACGUCGUCACGUUCAACAAUGUCGUUGAACACUAUAGCGGAAGAUUACUUUAAAAAUUUAAACUCUAUUUCUACCAGACUAUAUCAUGACCUGGAGGAAGUUAAAUCGACAUAUGAAGAUUUAUGGGAAAAUAUUCCCCAAAAAGAACAACAAAUAAUUUUGUCAGACAGCGUGAUAAAGCCUGAAUUAAUUAUAAAAUAUAAUCCAACCGAAAAAAAGAUAGAAGAAGAUUUUGCUGUAAAAGUAAUUUUUGAAGAAAAUUGCUCCUAUCGAGAUGAACACUCAGGUCCGUUUAGUUUUAAAACUCAAAGCCAAAGAGAUCUUAGUAUUUUAUGUAAUAAAAAAUCGGAAUAUUUUACUGAAAAUAAAAUAAAAUUGCCAGUAAUUAAACCGAAGGUACCACCUCCACCACCAAAGCCUACAUUGUUUUACAAAGAGCCCGAAGAAGAAAGUAUUUUAGAUACUUUGGAUAGUGACAGUACAAAUUCUCUUCUACCCAAAACGGGUUUAGAUUUUUUAGACAAUUGGUAAAAUAUUAAAGAACUUUGUCUGGUUUGAUUAUAGCUUUUUAAUGUAUUGAUUUGCUAAUCAAAUAUCCUAGUGUCUAAGUAUCAUUUUGCACUCAAUUUUUUAUUUUGUUUAAAUUUACAAAAACAAUAAUAAACCAAGAGGACAUUUAUUUAAAUGACAUGUUAGUUUAUCAUGUAAUAAGUAAUUAUUUAUUUG